Molecule: messenger RNA, 1893 nt
Organism: Purpureocillium takamizusanense
Lineage: Eukaryota; Fungi; Ascomycota; Sordariomycetes; Hypocreales; Ophiocordycipitaceae
Exons: 1
Coding region: 1-1893 (630 amino acids)
Source: RefSeq, a predicted model, not a curated record
AUGGAGGCCAGGCUCCUCGACAGCUUGCACCAACGGCUCCGCCAGCACGAACUCACCAUCCAGGCCACCCGUCGCGAGCUUCUGGCCGACUUCCAGCAAUACUGCGACCGUCUGCUGCAUGACGUGCCCCUCCACCACGCCGCCAGCGUCCGCUCCGCCAUCGCAGCCUCCUUCCUCUCCAGCUAUCCCACGCUCCGUCCCGAGCUCCUCCCGCCGCCCAUUGACUCACAUCCGUCCGGGGUCCCCAGACCGACUGCAUUCCAACAACCACCCUCGCCGCCUCCCGCAUCCCCCUCCGCAUCCGCCGAAGCCCCGGCCCGUAGCCCUCGUGAGCGCGAGCGCGAACUCCAGGGCCUCUUCACCCCGACCUAUUUGCCUCUGCUCGACGACUUCCCGACCCUGCCCAGGCCGGCCGACCCCCCUGCGCCAGCCCCCCCGCCAGGCAGCUCCCGCUCGACGCCGCUGCCUGGCAUGGAGCUCCAAGACACCGUCGGCGAACCCGUCGCUGCCGCCGCCGACGACAAGCCGGGCGAGCAGCGUCUCGAAUACGCCGCCUUGCCGGACCACCCGGUGACCCCUGCGCACCUCUUCAACGUGUCCACGUGGUCCAACUCUCGGGCGGCUGACGACACACGCUCUUCCAUCUCCUCCGACAAGAGCGACUCAAAGCCCACCAAGAGCGCCCUGCGCCGCUCCUCCAGUAUCUCCAAACCGCCGCAGAGCCCGCGACGGGUCAGGUUUGAAUUCAUGGGUGCCGAGGUCCUCCCAACGACCUCGCCUCAACCAUCCGAGUUCAUCGCCCCGCGUCCGCCUUCGCCCCAGUCUGACGACGAUGUCGGAUUCAGCUCCAACCUGGGCGCCCAAAUCGGAGAGGAAGAGGACGAGGAUGCAUAUACAGCCCCGCCCCGCAAGGUCUCUUCGUCCGACGCCUUGCGCGCAUUGUCACGUGCACCCUUAGACGAAGGAACGGUAUGGACGGUCGUGAAUCCGGACGACGACGAGGCUGCGUCGGGGAUACCGCCCCCUGUGCCUAUCGCACCCGUUGAGAAUUUGGAUCCCGAGGCAAAUCAACACCUACCCCCCACAGCCUUGUCCGACGCAAAAGAUACGACAAAGAGGGAGGAGCAUGUCUCGAAAAAUGGGUCCGAUGAGACGCCAGACAUGGCCGACAGUGACGGUGAUGAUUCAUCCGACGACGAUUUCUUGGCCAUGGCAAAGACACGGAAGAGCAAGCCGCUGCAGACCGCGGCACCGACCUCACCACCCGCAUUAACCAAAUCAAAUUCAACGAGUCACGUAGGCCGACAAGCGCCAUCAAAGCCCGACGCGACGGCCGUAGCAGCGUCCGACGACGAAGAUGACGGCGCCGAAGGAGAUGAUGACAUGUUCUUUUUCGAGGCUGGAGGACUAAGCGCUCCACCUAGACCGCGACCGCGACCGCCGCUGCCGGAUCUGGAGCAGGACGACGAACAUGAAGCGACAGAAGCAUCCAAGACCCAGAAUCAGGACGGGUCAGACCCGCACCAGGCUGAUGCCGAUGACUCAAAAACGAGUCUCUUCGCGACCUCUCCCGCGGUCCCGAUUCGACACGCUUCACGGGCAUCCGCCACUGUUCGGUUCCAACCUGGGUCGCUUGGGUCAUACAAAGGGCGGCCUUUGAUGAUGCCGAUUGUGCGCGAUCCCGAAAUACUCGCCCAGGCCAACUCUGUCAAGGGGUCGAGUCUCAGGGUGGACGGGAUCGACGACGAGGUUGCCAUGGCUGAAGGGUCACCGCCGCCGUUCCCCAGCACGCCACUUAGCUUCAGAGGACGAUACAUAAUGGAGGAGAUGAUGGAGAGCCAAAGGAAAGAGAAAGCCGAUAAAGAGGCAAACAAGACGGAAGGGAAUGCGUAA